Capronia epimyces CBS 606.96 is the source of this 3288-nucleotide messenger RNA. RefSeq names its product serine/threonine protein kinase. Gene Ontology annotation, cellular component: cytoplasm. NCBI's taxonomy places the organism in Eukaryota, Fungi, Ascomycota, Eurotiomycetes, Chaetothyriales, Herpotrichiellaceae. The record is from RefSeq and is a predicted model, not a curated record. Gene Ontology annotation, molecular function: ATP binding; protein binding; protein kinase activity. The coding region runs from base 1 to 3288 and encodes 1095 amino acids. The transcript is spliced from 3 exons. Gene Ontology annotation, biological process: protein phosphorylation.
AUGGCUGAUCACAAUUCCAAACAUGGCCGCCCGGUCAUCUCUGACAUUCGGUGGACGACCAGGAGAUCAUACGCGUCUCGCUUCACGGUGGUUCCAGGACCUGGGACCACCAAGGAUUCCCGCGCUUCUACCUCGUCGGCUCCGACAGAGACGGCUUCCACGUCGGCAAGAAGCUUCAUCAUGAUGCUAGAUGAGCUCAAGUUUGAGGUUUACUGGAAUCUCUUGCUUGACGAUUCGGAUAGUGCAGAACAGACCUGGCUGGAGCGCGUGGCAGUCAAAAAGUGCAAGUUCGACGUGGAAGAAAACCGGCCGUUGGAUCUAUCUGCUCAGAAGUAUCGCGAGCAGGUCCAUGACAUGCUGUUGGAGGUUUCUGCUCUCCAGGACUUACGUCUUCGAGACCACCCGAAUGUCGUCAGCCUGAUUGGAUACGGCGUCGAACUACGUACCUGGCAUGAAACACCAUUUCUGGUCAUGCCUCUUGCUCUUGGGGACCUCGGCAAGAUCCUCCAGCAUCAGAUCUCUCUAGACGUGGUGUACCAGCUGUGUCUCGAUGUUGGGUAUGGUCUAGACGCCAUUCACAGUUGCAAGCUUGUGCAUGGUGACUUGAAGCCUCAGAACAUCCUUGUUUUUGAGAGAGAUUCCCCUUUCGAUCGGUUACCUCUUGUUGCAAAGCUGGCUGAUUUCGGGCUUUCGCUGGACCAAGUUACCGCGACGAGAGGAGACUCGAUCUUCCUCACAGGCUACUCUCCCGGAUGGGCCGCGCCCGAAGUCGUCCUGUGUUAUACACAAAAACGCCCAAUUUCCAUCGAAGCACUUCUAAAGGCUGACAUAUACUCACACGGACUUCUGAUCCUUAGCUCCUUUUGCUUCGGUGGACAGGUGCCUGAGCUUUCUUCCUAUGCGAGCACAGAAGCCUUGAGGGAGACUGCAUCUGUUCUACCAAACCAUACUGCCGGGGUUCUGAGAACUGCAUUGCCAGUGCUGUUGCAGGAGGACUUCAUGUUACGUCCUCCUGUGGUCGGAUCGCUUUUACUGAAUGAAUCACCAGCUUGUCUUGCGUGGUCGCAAGAGCGAGAUGACUAUGAGGGAUGGCACGCCGAGCAGCAAAAGCGAAGCUCCACUUCAUACCAUCAUCCAUGGGAAUUGCAGUCAAUCGCCGCUCUCCUUGUCCAAGGGAUCGAGAAGUCCUACAGCACGUACGGACCAUUCCUUACUGGAGCCCAAUUGUUUGCCAUGUUCUUACUGCGAUCGGUUCAGGACAUCGCCAGAUCAGACAAGAAGCUUCAAAUCGCAAUCCUACUCGAUGCUGCUCGCACCGGCUUCCCCCCGGCCCAAGCACUCGUGAAAAGAGUGCUUGUGUCGUAUGAUUUGCCCGUAUCAGAGCACAUGAGCGACCGAGAAGCACGAAAAUGGAUGCACAACGCCCUCGAAACUGGCUACCUCCCUAGCGAGAUGGAGACUGAAAGCUUAGAUGCGAGAGAGCUACAGGAGGACCGAAUCACUUUUCGAAACAACACCGGGUAUAACCAAUUCUACUCGCCGAUCACGACUCUAGCCGACGCGAGAUUCCACUUCAUCGAAGAUGAUCAGGCCGUCACUGACCAAGGUCACUGGCACCCGUCUUGCGACCAGUACAAGAACGACGUGAUUCACCAAUUGGCGGCUCAUGGCCAAGACGACGCACUGAAGCUCUUGCUGGAAGCAACCCCUAUUAAUCUGAACAAACGCAACUCGUUAGGCGAGACUGCCUUGUACAAGGCUUGUCUAGCCGGCCAUUGGAACACUGUGAUUCUCCUUUGCCAGAACGGCGCCGAUGCAUCCAUUCCCGCCACUGACAGGAACAUGACUUGCAUGCACUGGCUGUUCAAUUUCCCGGCAGCCCAAGUAGUCCAUGUUUUCCAUGCUCUGAGCUCUUCUGGAGCAGACAUGGACGCAAAGAUUCUUGGACGAAACCCACUGGUCAACCACCAUUACCCACUUACCUGGCCUUUGGGCGCGCCUUUGCACUGGGCUGUUGGGGCAUGCAACGGUGCUGCCGUCAGAGUCUUGCUCGAAAAUGGGGCCGAUCCCUGCAUCCGAAAUGGGCAAGAUCCUUACAGGACCGAUGAAAAUGUUCGGCAGCUUCAUAGUCAUGGUACAUCUGAGACGGGCGAGUGGUCCGAGACACCGGAGAACUGCCAAGGGCUUACUCCGGUCGACUUGGCUGUCGCAAGACGCGAGUGGAGAAUCCUGGAGCUAUUUGCUUCCUGCUGCCACAAAGAUGACCUGCUGAGAGUGGACGAGGAAGGCUAUUCGCCGUUCCAUCGACUCUCGUUGAAUAUGAUCGGGACCGCUGUGACAGGACUGAGAUUCUGGUACGGCGCUUUCCGAGGCGACAAGGCAACCAGGAAACUCCAGAUAAGACGCACCGUGGAGACUUUGAGGGUCAUGGGUGGAGACAUCAACAAGCUCACUGGUAGUCCUACGAACCCAGGUCUGGGCGGAGCCCAAGGAGGGAUGACUGCACUGAUGAUUGCAGUGACCAAGUCAGAUGAAGAAGUGGUGGAUAUCCUAUGCCAGGAGGGAGCCGACCCCAAUAUCCAGAAUGGAUGUGGCCGUACAGCACUGACGUUGAUGCUCGACAUCAACGUCCACGGGUCCAGCCCUCCACGCAGCAUAGCAGCAAUCGUGCGAAGCCUCACCGACCACCGGGCAGACGUCGAGUACAGAAGCCCUGAUGGAGUGACGCCACUCCUGUGCGCAGCAUCCAGCGGCGACUUGGAAGCCGUGCAGAUUUUGGCGGAAAAAGGCCUGGUCAUGACGAAUCCCGAGGGACUCCUGGCGGUGACUCACAUGAUUGUCGGCAUGCGGCAUGCGAAGAAUCUGGAUCACGCGUUCAUGUCGAUCCAAGAAUCCGAGCAGCGAGAGCUUGCCCUCGCGGCAUUUCUGGCCAGAUAUGUCGCCCCUGCUGCCAAGUCGAAUGCUCUGCUCGUCGGCGAAGCAGAUCAGGGACGAACACUCCUCCACUGUUGUGCAACGGCUGCCGUCUUCACGUGUGUGAAAGUCUUAGUCGAGGCCGGCGCGGCUGUCAAUCCCGUCGAAUCCGCCGGCACGCGAAACCAGAUCGGUAGCUAUACCAUUGGAGUGUUCAGCAGCGCGGACCGAGACAUCAUUCACGGUACGCCGCUCGAUGUGGUGGAGCAGAUGGAACGGAUCUUCGAGCUGUCCAAAAGUAUCAGGCUGUCACAACCAAGUAAGUGCCACCGGUGUAAGACCAGACGAUGUGAUCCGUCCGUGAUACUGACUUAG